Molecule: messenger RNA, 357 nt
Organism: Ambispora gerdemannii
Lineage: Eukaryota; Fungi; Glomeromycota; Glomeromycetes; Archaeosporales; Ambisporaceae
Source: the annotation of a GenBank genome assembly
AUGUCGCAACACAAAUCCAAGUUGGGAAAGGCCAUUAACAAGACCUUGAGAAGGGAAGAAAAAGAAAUUUCAGGUGGUAAAAAGCCUGAAACUGACCAACCUGAAACUGAAAUGUCCGGUUCCAUUAUUGGUUCGAAAAAUGUCGAACAUUUAUACAGAGAUUCUUCGCCUCAAUCUCAAUCGGAGGACACGUCCCUAAUCUACUACUUCACUGAAGAUGGCGAAGCUAAAGCUAGAGCGGAGAACGCCUUCACUGUCUUCAACAAUGAUGAGCAGAAACAUGCCUACCAAAACUUAGUCUUGGCUUCUUGUAUGUGUCUCGUAAUUUCUCGUAAUAUGUUUGUUCGUUUAUACUAA